CGUUACGACCAGCCUUUUGAUAAAUUUCUUCCGUUAAGGCAUUGUGCUGAACCAAUAGAUAAAGAUCACUGGAAAAUAAAUUGGCAUAUUCCAACAAUUGAAGAAGUUGAUUAUGCUUCUGAAUUAGUUACUAAAUUUAUUACAACACCAUUAGAGCAACUUUUGGACAACUUUAAAGACAGAACAGACAAAGAAAUUUUGAAAAUUUUAACAAUUGCACAUCAUGCUUUAAUGGCUUGUUCUCAUUUGUUGCCUUACUUGAAUGACAUGCCUUUAAGUAUUAUUCCUACUGCUGUUCCGAAUGUUGAAUUGGACGUUGUUACUAUUCGUCGAUAUGUUAAAAAAAUCAUCGGACCUAGUGGCAGUAAUUAUAGACUAUUUUUAUUCAACAAUGUUAAACAAAUUGGGGAAAAGUUGUUAAAUCAAAGAGAAAACGAUACAAAAUCUUCUACAGAGAUUAUUUAUCUUAUUCGAACUUUAACACAUGAACGUGGUGCUAAUUCGGUUUGA
Molecule: messenger RNA, 510 nt
Organism: Meloidogyne enterolobii
Lineage: Eukaryota; Metazoa; Nematoda; Chromadorea; Rhabditida; Meloidogynidae
Source: the annotation of a GenBank genome assembly